AUGACGCAGGACUGUGAAUUGGAUAUAAGAGCAAAGAAACGCAAGUUCACCAAGCCCGCGGCAUAUCGAAUAUCGGACAAAUCAGUACUGAGACACGGACAUGGUUCCCUGCCGUCGGUGGUUGAGUCGAGUUCAGUUAGGAGAGAAGCAGCUGUCUACCGACUCCUGAGACCUGGCGGCGGCCGGGCUGCACCUUUAGCGUGCAAGACCCCUGGCGCGGCCCUCGAUAAGGCACGCCAAUCGCUGCUCGCCUGGACAAGCUCCGAGCUUCACGGCAAGCUUCCAGACGCCCUGGUCCUGUCCGCCGGGCGUGACAAUGUAGCAUUGCCGACGUUAUCGUCGGUCUCUUGCUACCCCGAGGUUUCCCAAAGCGCCGCCCUGUCGCUUAUCAGGAUGGCGUCCCCAUCAUCGUCCACAGCCUCGCCCGCGCGGCACUCACGGCCGUCUUCGCGACAUGACGACGUCGAGGCUGCCGACUCGAUCCCCGUCGAGACCCUCGUGCAGCAUCUUCUGGAGGCCAAGCGCUCGCUUUCAUCCAUGACCUCUGUGCUUCGAGCCAACGAGCUCGUGACCGCUGCUCGCCUGGCUCACGAAGAGUCCGUGAUUCUCGGAGCUCAGGCCCAGUUCCUCCGCCGCGGCAUCAACGACCAGGUCCGCUUGCUGCUCAAGGUACGCCGUGGCAUGAACAAGACCUACGAGAGCGGCAAACGUGAGUUCAAGCAGGUCAUCAAGGACCUCGACUCUGCGAACAGCCAGCUCGAGAGCACCAUGAAUGUGCUGCGUGACCGAACAGUCGAAAGUGUCUUCAGACCGAAGGGCGAGGAGAGAAAGAGUUUACUAGACUUUGUCGACGUCGAACAGGUCGAGACGAUGCGCAACAUAUUGAAGGAGAACAUUGCCGCUCUUCAAAGCACGCAGACUUCCUUCGAUGGCGAUUUACUGCGGUUCGACACCGAUCUAAGAGCGCUCAACAAGACCAUCACUUCCGCCCCCUCUCCGCCGUCUCCCUCUGCAUCCAAUUCUCGACGGCCCGUCCCAGACCUGCUGGCUUCCAUGGUAGAAAACUCGCAUGAUAUGGCAGAGCUCCUGGCUUCCCUGACGAAGCAUUUCGACCUCUGCGUGACAGCCGUACGAACCACCGAAGGAGGUGCUGCGCUCGCGAGGAGGAAGGCUGCCGAAGCCUCGCAAACACAGGGGGACAAUAACGUCUCAAUAUCCGGGGUCAUUGCCGAACAAGAGUUGCACAUGGCUGAGGAUCCCAUAACUCUAGAAGACCGCAUUCAGAUGCUACAAGUAGUCGUGCAAGAUGCAUCAGAGGUCAUGGAGGUGGUCCAAGAGAUCAAUGAGCACCUCCAGAAUAUGGAGGAGGAAUACAGUCACUUGAUCGAGCAGACGGAGCAGGUCAAGCUGACAUACACGACUACGAACGACGCUUUUCAUGUGCUGGAAGAUAUUGGAACUCGCUUGCGCAGCUACAUCGCCGCCGAGACGGAGUUCCGCGAGCGCUGGAUUGCGGAGCACGACACCAUCGGCGAAAAGAUGGACGAAAUGGAGGAGCUGCGGCUGUUCUACGAGAAUUAUGCCAGUUCAUACGAUAGCCUCCUCCUCGAGGUCGACCGGCGAAGGACCCAGGAGCAAAGGGUGCUGAGUAUAUGGAAGAAGGCGAAAGAUAACGUCGAGAAGAUCAUUGAAUCAGACAGAAAACAGCGAGAGGCGUUUCGCCACGAGAUUGCGGAGUACAUACCUACCGAUCUGUGGCCAGGGAUGGAUGAUGGAAUGAGGGCGUGGGACGUUGUGCCGCUGCGCGCCAACCCCGAACUUGAAGAGGGAUCCGGCAGCACCCCAGCUCUGGACAAGAGCGUCGUGCAGGCGGCUGCGAUGCGCCUUGGCGGGCGUACUAUGGAUGAUCGUUGA
Messenger RNA from Neoarthrinium moseri, 1914 nucleotides. RefSeq lists its product as uncharacterized. The record is from RefSeq and is a predicted model, not a curated record. Gene Ontology annotation, biological process: autophagosome assembly; activation of protein kinase activity; autophagy of mitochondrion. Gene Ontology annotation, cellular component: Atg1/ULK1 kinase complex; phagophore assembly site. Gene Ontology annotation, molecular function: protein kinase activator activity; molecular adaptor activity. NCBI's taxonomy places the organism in Eukaryota, Fungi, Ascomycota, Sordariomycetes, Amphisphaeriales, Apiosporaceae. The transcript has 4 exons. The coding region runs from base 1 to 1914 and encodes 637 amino acids.